AAAGGAAGCUAUCACAAAAAGCCCUUGAGAUUUGAUUCCAUCGUAGAGCUUAAUUUGCUAAAGAUCAUGGAUUCAGUUGAAGCCAGAAAACCCCAUGCAGUGUGUCUUCCAUUCCUAGCACAAGCGCAUGUCACCCCCACGAUGAGAUUAGCCAAGCUAGCUCCUGCACUCAAGGGGCUUCCACAUAACCUUUGUCAACACCAAGUUCAACCACAUGCCACUAAUCGGGUCCAAAGGACCCGACUACAUAAAGGGGCUGCCGGAUUUCCGGUUUGAAACUAUACCAGAUGGGUUGCCGCCAUCCGACCGUGAUGCUACCCAAGAUGUUCCUACCCUAUUUGAUUCCACAAGAAAGAAUUGCUUUGCCCCAUUUAAAGAGCUUGUGAUUAAGCUUAACUCAUCGUCUGAUCAAAUGCCUACAGUCACUUGUAUUGUUUCGGAUGGGGUUAUGGGUUGUGGUCGUGAAGCUGGAAAAGAGUUAGGCAUCCCUGAGGUUCAACUUUGGACUUCUUCAGCUUGUGGCUUCAUGGGAUGUCUGAGCUUUGAUGAACUCAUCGAAAGAGGCACUAUUCCGUUCAAAGUUAUGUAGUUGGGCUACCUAUUUUUGUUUACUAAAGCUUGCGUGGUAUUUUGUAGCAAUAUGGUUGUAAUGGGUCGCACAA
Corylus avellana is the source of this 662-nucleotide messenger RNA. NCBI's taxonomy places the organism in Eukaryota, Viridiplantae, Streptophyta, Magnoliopsida, Fagales, Betulaceae. The record is from RefSeq and is a predicted model, not a curated record.